Messenger RNA from Mustela erminea (ermine), 8737 nucleotides. RefSeq names its product DENN domain containing 4C (gene DENND4C). Gene Ontology annotation, molecular function: protein binding. Lineage: Eukaryota; Metazoa; Chordata; Mammalia; Carnivora; Mustelidae. Bases 111 to 5984 code for a protein of 1957 amino acids. The record is from RefSeq and is a predicted model, not a curated record. The transcript is spliced from 33 exons. Gene Ontology annotation, cellular component: cytoplasmic vesicle. Gene Ontology annotation, biological process: regulation of Rab protein signal transduction.
CUGUGCCGAGGGCGCGCAGGCCGCGAAGCCGGCGCUUUCAUGCCCCAGGAAGGGGCUGUGUCCGGGUGGCACUGAAGGUGGAGCAGGCGGCAGGAAAUACAGUAGCAACCAUGAUAGAAGAUAAAGGGCCAAGAGUGACUGACUACUUUGUUGUGGCAGGUCUCACUGACACAUCUACUCUUUUAGAUCAAGAACUAAAUCGUUUAGAUACUAAGUCAGCUGGGCCCAAAGCUCCCAUUACAGACAUUGCAGUUAUUAACAAAUCUGCUGGCGAAACAGUACCUGAAGGUUACACCUGUGUUGAAGCCACUCCAUCAGCUCUCCAAGCAAAUUUGAACUAUGGAAGUCUGAAAAGCCCAGAACUUUUCCUCUGUUACAAGAGAGCAAGAGAUAAACCACCCCUUACUGACAUUGGAGUUUUAUAUGAAGGGAAAGAAAGGCUUAUUCCUGGAUGUGAAGUGAUCCAAGCCACACCCUAUGGUCGCUGUGCCAAUGUCAACAAUAGUUCAACUACUUCACAAAGAAUCUUUAUCACUUAUCGAAGGGCUCCUUUAAUUCGACCCCAGAAUUCCUUGGCUGUAACUGAUAUCUGUGUUAUUGUAACCAGUAAAGGAGAAACCCCUCCUCAUACUUUCUGCAAAGUUGACAAAAACUUAAAUUGUGGAAUGUGGGGUUCCAGUGUAUUUCUGUGUUAUAAGAAGUCUGUGCCUGCUUCUAAUGCAAUAGCAUAUAAAGCUGGUUUAAUUUUUAGAUAUCCAGAAGAUGAUUAUGAGUCAUUUCCGCUGUCAGAAUCUGUACCUCUCUUCUGCCUUCCCAUGGGAGCUACUAUAGAAUGUUGGGAUCCUCAAACUAAAUACCCACUUCCAGUUUUUUCAACUUUUGUCCUGACAGGUUCUUCUGCUGAAAAGGUCUAUGGAGCUGCCAUCCAGUUUUAUGAACCUUAUUCUCGGGAACUUCUGACGGAGAAACAGCUUAUGCAGCUGGGCUUGUUGACCCCUGUGGAGAGAAAAGCGGUCUCCAAAUCCAUCAAUUCAAACAAAUGCAUUUGUUUACUCUCACACUGGCCUUUUUUUGAAGCUUUUAGAAAAUUUCUCAUGUUUAUCUACAAACUUUCUGUGUCUGGACCACACCCUCUUCCUAUUGAAAAGCACAUUUCACACUUCAUGCAAAACAUCCCUUUUCCCUCACCACAAAGACCAAGAAUCCUCGUACAGCUUUCAGUCCAUGAUGCGUUAAUAUUAUCACAGCCAGUUUCUACACCUUUACCACUAAGUGGAGCCAACUUUAGCACCUUGUUAAUGAAUCUGGGUCCUGAGAAUUGUGCGACCCUGCUGCUCUUUGUUUUACUUGAGAGUAAGAUUCUGCUGCAUUCUCUCAGGCCAGCUGUGUUGACUGGAGUAGCAGAAGCUGUCGUAGCCAUGAUCUUUCCAUUUCAGUGGCAGUGCCCAUAUAUUCCCCUUUGUCCUCUUUCUCUGGCGGCAGUCCUUAGUGCACCUUUACCAUUUAUAGUUGGAGUUGACUCGAGGUAUUUUGAUCUUCAUGACCCACCACAAGAUGUUGUAUGCAUUGACUUGGAUACAAACAUGUUGUAUAUAUCAGAUGAAAAGAAGAACAUGAACUGGAAGCAGCUUCCCAAAAAGCCAUGCAAAAAUCUGCUUAGUACCCUGAAGAAGUUGUAUCCUCAGCUGUCUUCAGUUCACCGAAAGACUCAAGAAGGUUCAGCGAUAGAGAUGACUCCAAUCGAAGCAGAUUUCUCCUGGCAAAAGAAAACAAUACAGCUUGAGAUGGAAAUUCAAGAGGCAUUUUUGCGUUUUAUGGCAUCUAUUUUAAAAGGAUAUAGAACAUAUCUCAGGCCAAUCACAGAGGCUCCUUCAAAUAAAGCCACAGCUGUUGAUUCAUUGUUUGACCGACAGGGAUUUUUAAAAAGUCGAGAUCGUACCUAUACAAAGUUCUAUACUCAUUUAUCCAAAACACAGAUAUUUAUUCGUUUCAUUGAAGAAUGUAGUUUUGUAAGUGAUAAAGAUACUGGAUUGGCAUUUUUUGAUGACUGCAUAGAAAAGCUGUUUCCUGAUAAAGGCACAGAGAAAACUGACAAGGUUGAUUGUGAUUCAGCCGAAGAUACCAGAUUGAUAGAGCUAGAUGAUUCCCAGAAGAGUGAGCACACGGUAUUCAUCAUGCCGCUGGAGCCGCCCCCUGAUGAUGGGAAGGAUCUGUCCCCGAAGUACAGUUACAAAUACUUUCCAAGACUGGACCUUAAACUUUUUGACAGACCACAGGAGUUGAAACUUUGUUUUAGUAGACACCCUACUGGGACUAGCAUUACAAACAGUCCAGCACUCAUGGCUAAGAGAACUAAACAGGAGAUCAGAACAGCUCAUAAGUUGGCAAAGCGAUGUUACACAAAUCCACCACAGUGGGCCAAGUGCCUCUUCAGUCACUGUUACAGCUUGUGGUUUAUCUGUCUCCCGGCCCACGUGAGAGUUUCUCACCCUAAGGUCAGAGCAUUGCAGCAGGCGUAUGAUGUUCUCAUUAAGAUGCGGAAAACAGACGUGGAUCCGCUCGAUGAGGUGUGCUAUCGAGUAGUCAUGCAGCUCUGUGGACUUUGGGGUCACCCUGUUUUAGCAGUGAGAGUCUUAUUUGAAAUGAAAACUGCUAAGAUAAAACCAAAUGCUAUUACUUAUGGUUAUUAUAAUAAGGUAGUUUUGGAGAGCCCAUGGCCUAGCAGUACCCGCAGUGGUAUCUUCUUAUGGACGAAGGUACGGAAUGUGGUACGUGGCUUGGCACAAUUUAGGCAGCCGCUUAAAAAGACCGUGCCAAAGUCACAGGUCUCCUCACUAUCAGCUCCUCCGAAUGCCACAGGUGGAAGUGAUGGGGACACGGUGAGCCACGGUAGCGUGGAUAGUUCUAAUGAUGCUAACAGUGGGGAGCACACAGUCUUCGUCAGAGAUUUAAUCAGGCUUGAUUCCACUGAUAAUCACUUUAGCACAGGCGGUCAGUCUGACCAAGGCUAUGGGUCUAAGGAUGAACUUAGGAAGGAUGAUGCGGAAAUUCACAUGCCCAAAGAACAAGCAGCAAGAGACGUGAUACCCAAAAUGAAAGUGCACACAGAAGAAGUGUGUGAUGUCUCUGCUGUUGGGGCAAAACAUUCCCAAGCUGGUACAGAGCCACAGAGUCCCACCGAGCCUCCUGCAUGGGGUGGCAGUAUUGUGAAAGUUCCGUCCGGGAUAUUUGACUUCACUGGCAGGAGGAGCAGCACUGGUAGUACAUCCAGUGUGCCGUUUGCUACUCAGGAUCCGGGUGAAGAGGCAGUCUUCGGUGAAGUUACUAACCCCAAGAAGAAUGGUGACAGAGGAGAUAAAAGACAAAAGCAUUUUCCAGAGAGGAGUUGUAGUUUCAGUUCUGAAAGUCGAGCGGGAAUGUUGCUUAAGAAGAGCAGCUUGGAUUUGAAUUCGAGUGAAGCGGCUAUUAUGAUGGGAGCAGAUGCCAAGAUUCUCACAGCAGCAUUGACCUGUCCUAAGACCUCUGCACUCCGAGCUGCAAGCACCCAUAGCUUUGACAGUGUUGGUUGUCAUCUGGGUGAUACCAGGACCCGAUUGUCUGAGAGCACUUGGGAUUCAGAGCACAGAUCUUCCUCAGUUUUAGAGAUGCUCGAGGAAAGCCAAGAGCUCCUGGAACCUGUGGUUGAUGACAGUGUAGCUCAGACUCCUGUGGAAAAGGAUGCAGGUGACAGUCUACACAGCGAUGGUGACAGUAAUCAGCCCAGAGACUCAAAAGUAGGAUCCAGAGAUGUCAUGAAUAAGAGAAGUAGUUUAUAUGGGGUUGUUAAAGCUGUUGAGAGGGAGGAUGUUGAAACUGGACUAGAUCCUUUGUCUCUUUUGGCCACUGAAGGUACAGGAGAAAAAACUCCAGAUUCCGAAGAUAAGGUGUCUUCCCCAGGCAUUGCACGUAAUUUGGCUGAUGAAAUCGAAAGCUAUAUGAACCUGAAGAGCCCCCUGGGCAGCAAGUCUUCCAGUAUGGAAUUACACGGAGAGGGAAGCAGAGAGUCUGGUCCAGCCAGUGCGUUUACUCGCCCUUUAGAGAGGAGAUCAAGCCUGCCUCUAGAGCAGGGUCCAGCAGCACAGGAAGAUCCCGAAAGUGAAAAGAGCUCCCCAGCAGAAUCCAGGUCUAAAACUCUCACCGGGCGUUUCAGGCAGCAGACGCCGUCUCGCAGCCAGAAAGAACGUUCAGCUUUAUCAGCCCUGGUGCGCUCUUCACCACAUGGCUCACUGGGUUCUGUGGUAAAUUCUUUGUCAGGGCUGAAGCUAGAUAAUAUACUCUCAGGACCCAAGAUAGAUGUCCUAAAAUCUGGUAUGAAACAAGCAGCAACAGUAGCUAGUAAGAUGUGGGUAGCCGUAGCGUCUGCCUACAGCUACUCGGAUGAUGAGGAGGAAACAAACAGAGAUUACAGCUUCCCAGCUGGCCUGGAAGACCAUAUUUUGGGGGAGAACGUGUCACCUAACAUGAAUAUUGCAGGGUUGGUUCCCAGUGAACUUACCCAGAGCAACACAAGCCUUGGCAGUAGCAGCAGCAGUGGAGAUGCAGGAAAACUGCAGUACUCAACAGGUGAACCUACAUUUCCAAGAAGCAUAAAAGGGCAGGACUGUGAAAAAUCAGAUCACGGUUCUUCUCAAAACACCAGCAUGUCUAGCAUCUAUCAGAAUUGUGCAAUGGAGGUUUUGAUGUCAAGUUGUUCCCAGUGCAGAGCUUGUAGCGCUUUAGUUUAUGAUGAAGAAAUUAUGGCUGGAUGGACGGCAGAUGACUCAAAUUUGAAUACCACCUGUCCAUUCUGUAAAAGCAACUUCUUGCCUCUUCUCAACAUAGAAUUUAAAGACUUGAGAGGCUCUGCAAGCUUUUUCCUGAAACCAAGUACCUCUGGUGACAGUUUACAAAGCGGCAGCAUUCCAUUGGCUAGUGAACCUUCAGAGCACAAACCUGUAUCUAGUUCAGCAGAACCUGACUUGAUCAACUUUAUGGAUUUCCCAAAGGAAAACCAGACCGUAACUGAAGAAACCAUCUCUGCAACUGAAUCAAGUGAUGAAAUAAAGAGAGCCAGUGGAGAAGUCCAAACUAUGAAAAUUUCACCUGCGCCUAAUAGUUUUUCAAAGCGAAAUGUAUCUUUGACUCGAAGUCACAGUGUUGGAGGUCCCUUGCAAAAUAUUGACUUUUCCCAGCGACCGUUUCAUGGCAUUUCAACAGUCAGUCUCCCAAACAGUCUGCAGGAAGUUGUGGAUCCUUUAGGAAAAAGACCCAAUCCUCCCCCUGUUUCUGUGCCGUACUUGAGUCCUCUAGUGCUUCGUAAAGAACUUGAAUCUUUGCUAGAAAAUGAAGGUGAUCAAGUGAUUCACACAUCCUCUUUCAUCAAUCAACAUCCGAUCAUUUUCUGGAACCUCGUUUGGUAUUUCAGACGUUUGGACCUUCCUAGUAACUUGCCAGGACUCAUCCUCACAUCUGAACACUGUAAUGGGGGUGUACAGCUUCCGCUGUCAUCUCUGUCCCAGGAUAGCAAACUUGUGUAUAUUCAGCUAUUAUGGGAUAAUAUCAACCUUCAUCAGGAGCCGGGCGAACCUUUGUACGUCUCAUGGAGGAAUUUUAAUUCUGAAAAGAAAUUAUCUCUCCUGUCAGAGGAACAAGAAGAAACAAGCACUUUAGUAGAAACCAUCAGGCAGAGUAUUCAACAUAAUGAUGUUCUUAAACCCAUCAACCUACUUUCACAGCUAAUAAAGCCAGACAUGAAAAGGCAAAGGAGUUUAUACCGAGAAAUCCUCUUCUUAUCAUUAGUAUCCCUUGGAAGAGAGAAUAUUGAUAUUGAGGCUUUUGACAAUGAAUAUGGACUUGCAUACAAUAAUCUAUCUUCAGAGAUUCUUGAAAAGCUGCAGAAAAUUGAUGCUCCACCAAGUAUCAGUAUGGAAUGGUGCAGGAAGUGUUUUGGAGCACCUCUCAUUUAAAUAAGAUGCUCAGUAGAUUUUCAGCAAAGCUUGAGGGAAUAGAUUCCGUUGGCAAACAUUCAAGGUUUAUUCAAAUGCUAACAAUUGAUGAAAGGGAAAUGAAGUUAACGCUUGGGACAACAUAUAAUGAAAUAUAAUUCAUACUGAAUCAUCUCGCAACAUAAAAAUGCCCCAGGGUUAGUUAUCUAAAAGGCUUGCGACUUCUGAAUGGUUCAUCUGCCUGUGCUUGAUCCAAAACGGUUUUUGGAUUUCUCAGUGUAUUUGUUUGAUAAUGCAAAACUAUUCAUUCUUGGCAUUUGUUUGUAUUUUAAGUUGUUGGUCUUGGGGAAUAGCAGUUUAAUGUAAACUUGCCUAACCCCCCCAAAAAUGAAAUCUCAAUUACAGGAGCAACUAUUUGUGUAUGUGUGUGUAUAUAUGUGUGGCUGUGUAGGGAUUUGUAUGUACAGCCAUAUUAUAUUUAUUAAAAUUCCUAGACUGCGUGUUGCAAUACAAUUUUCUGAAAGGGGUCUGCAACUAUUACAUGACUACUACUAAACUCAGCUGUAGUCAUUAAUCAAAACUGUUUUAAAGUCUGAGGGCAGCCAUGCCUUAGGUAUUCUCUUCCUUAGUGGAUUUUAAUAUCCAAGUUACUUUUCAUCCUCUUCCCAAUACCAUGUUAAUUUACAACAGCUUUAAGAUUGGAAUAAAGGAACCAAUCAUAGUUUAAAUGAAAUCAAACCAGCCUCAUAAUUUACAAAAUUGGAAUGUGCUUAAAAUUUUAUUUUUUUGACCUCAAAUUGUUCAGGUACAUCAAUUGUUGCUAUUGGUCACUUUUAAAAACCUGUGGGAUAAACUUGCACUGCACACAGAAUUUUAUUCUUGUAUAUUUAAUUUGUAUGCUUGUUAUUUGUGCAUUUGUAAAUAGUUUUUUAGGAUGGAUCGAUUAAGUCUUCUUAAAACGUUAAAGCUUAUUGAGCUUAUUGCCAGUAGGUUCAAGAAAAUCAUGACCUCACAUGCCUGACAUUUAUCAUGGCCUUUCGUUAAAAACCCUUAGCAACAAUUACGUUUGCCUUAACUCUGCAAGAUUUGAAAAAGCCACUGGUUGUGUGCUUUUACAGUAAUUAUGCAGAUGACUGAAUUAGUUGAUAUAAUUUCCAGGUGUCACAAAUCUCCCACCUGGUGUAAUCUUUUAGAACUUUUUACUAUACUAGUCUUUCAACAUUUCAGGGCUAAUCUAACCUAUGCAGAUUUUAUUUCAGUUUAUUAUGAAAUUGCUGAAAGAACUUGACAGAAAUUAUGUACAACUCAUUACCUUAAAAAUGGAUCAUUUGCACUAUCUCAGAAUACGUAUUUUUGCAAUUUAACACUUGGUACUUAACAUUUACUGUCCCAACAAAGUUUGUAAUUAUCUUACAUCUAAGCUUGAGGUUGAAUAAAAAUGGAAAAUUCUUGUUUGCUGUUUGCUUAAGGCUCCUGAAAUGUGUGCAGUUUUAACCUUUGUGAUUUUUAGAGUUCGAUAUUGUGUUUUUCCCCUUCUCUGUAGUCUUCAUUAACUUGAACUAAAUUACGUACCAAAGCACUUCCUACUAAGUUAAGGAGGAUCGCCUCACACAUUGAAGAUUUGGCUCUACCGUUCCAAAGUAUACAUUUCCUAGUAACUUUUUACAGCAUUCUAAAUAACUCACCAUUAUACAUUGGAAACCUUACCCUGCUUUCAUUUAGAAAUAGGGGUUGUUGUAUUAAAAGUGCACAAAGGCCUCUUUUAGUACCUGCCACAGAAAGGGGACCACUAAAAAUUUACUGCAAACAAAACUGUAAGGCCAGAUAAUGCAGUCAUUACCCACACAUUUAGAAAUAUCUAGAACGAUUGUAGCCAUGUAUUAAAUAAACUUAAAAAGCCUGAGAACUUAUGCAAACAAUCUUUCAAAUUAGUCCAGAUGUUUAGCAUUACUUAACUAGUUUUGGAUUUGAUAGUCAGGACUGUAUACCGGACUUGCCUUCUGGACUUUACCCCAACUGUGGUGUUUAUUCCUUUCUUUUAUGUUAUCACUUACAAAUGCUCCAUUUUCCCUUUCUGCCUUUUUAGUUUGACCUUAAUUUAUGGAACAUCAGUUGCCAAUUAAAAUUUUUCAUGUUGUUCAUCCUUUUUUAAUACCAUGUAUUAAGAGCAGCAUUAUCUCCCUCAGCUAGCUGGUUCAGUCUGAGGACUGGCAUUAUUGGCAUUAGCUGGGAACUUAUUAGUAACGUACAAUAUGGGGCCACAAAUCUUCUGAAUCACAAUCUGCAUUGUGCAAAGCACAGCUUCAGUCUCCAUGUUAAAGCAGUUUGAAAAUUUUACUUACCUGUGGUUAAAACAUGUAUUCCAGCAAAUAAGGAAUUCCCAUUCUUCACCCUUAAAGCCUGAUGUGCCUUUUUAAGAGCCUUCUAGUCUAUAAAGGAUACUUCUAACUGCAAUUACUAUACAGAAACUAGACAGGCUACAUUAGAAGUAUACUACUUUGUGCAUCCUUCACUGAUCUGUUUCUUAAAGACACAGUGUGAAACCAUAAAAUGCAUGAGUAACAAUUUACUAGAAUUGAAAAGCUUUUGUUAAUAUAAUUUGCACUGGUUUUAAAAGCUUUGUGAACUGUUUUAAAAUGUUAUCUGUUAACUAUGCUUUUAACAAGGUAUCUUUUUUACAUAUGACAAUGUCCAUCUUCUUAAGGGCACUUUUCAUGUAUUGUGUAUAGAUCUUUAAAACUGUACUCCUCAAAAUAAAGUGUACAAAAUAUUAA